Molecule: messenger RNA, 2497 nt
Organism: Klebsormidium nitens
Lineage: Eukaryota; Viridiplantae; Streptophyta; Klebsormidiophyceae; Klebsormidiales; Klebsormidiaceae
Source: the annotation of a GenBank genome assembly
GUUUGAGCUUUGUGGCCAUUGCUUGAUCUAUGCUGCGUGCAGCUCUGCUGCGACCAGCGAGCAGGCUCUAACGGGGUCUAAGGUAGCGCAAGAAUGACACAGCCGGGGCGGCAGCAGCCGCAGCUCGAGGAGAACCUGGUGUUCUCUGAGGCUUUUGACAGCGAUGCCGCCUGGGAGCUUGCCAACAAUGUGGCGCAACCAUCCUUGUCAGCAUAUGACCAUGCGGGGCGCUUGUACGUGUGGAAUCCUGAAGGUGGUGUGCUCCAUUACGUUAGCGUUGAUCGGGACGCGGGCUCGGGCAGCCUGGCCACCCUACAGUCGUCCAGCCAUGACUCCCCUUUCGAUACGCUGGUCCCCACCACCGCCCUUGACUUCCCCAUCGUCUCCAUCACUGUGAGUCGCAGCGGGCGCUACGUCGCGUUGGUGGGGGAGUCCGCUCUGGCCGUGCUUGAUGCACAGAGUUCCAAGGGCACAGACUCUCCAGAAGUGGCGUCAUGCUCCGUCCACUCCAUUGCGGGGGCCAUCUUCCCUGGGGGCGAAGCGGGCCCGGCGCUCCUGAGGGUGGCGUGGCAUCCCAGCAGUGAUACGCACCUGGGAAUCCUCUCCUCAGACGGAGUUUUCCGCCUGUUCGACCUGUCCCAGGAUAAGGACUCCCCGGAGCAGGAGUACUAUCUCCAAAGGGCCCACGCCCCACCCCGUGGCUUUGCGCGCCCAGUCGACCUUGUCUUUGGGGGGGAGCAUCUCUGGGAAAAGUUCACCGUCUUUUUCCUGUGGAGCGACGGGGCCAUCCUGCCUCUGUGUCCCGUGGUCCCCUUUGGAAGCCUCUUCUCCCACGAGAGCAUCCUGUCCCUGGUGCGCGACAUGGAGCAGUGUGCCUCGCAGGGGACCCCCUUCACGGAGGCCACUCUGGCCUGGCUCCACGAGACCUUCCCCCUUUCUGAACGGCGUGCCACGUCAGCAUCGCCGGCCCGCUCUGAAGCCGUCAGGGCAGCCACCGGGAUGGUGAUUGCAGCAAGGGCACACGUGCCCUACGAGUGCUCGCCAGCCUUGCAGGGCCCCCUCCCCCUUGUGGGCCCUGGCGCCCCCCCCCUGCGCAAGGGCGUGAGCGCGGCCCACCUGGUGUGCUCCCCGUCCGGCAAGGACUGCCUGCUGGCGUGGAGCCAGACGGACGGCCUGGUCCACGUCAGCGUGCUCACGGAAGAGGUCCUGCCGGCCUGGAGCUACGACCACGUCCCGCAGACGUCCCACGACCCCGACGGCCGCCUUACUCGUGCCACCAUGGUCGCUCAAGCAACUGACGUGGCAGCUCCGGACCCGCCGAGCGCUCCGCCCCUUCUUCUGCUGGCCAGCGCGGACCUGGCCCUCUCUGCGGACGUCCGGUUCCGUGCCCCCCUGAGCUUGACGGCGGACCCCCUCGUUCCGGAGCGCAUCUUCUGCAGACACGGCAGGGGGGUCGACUCCAUCACGCUCCGCUGGCUGCCCUUCUCGGACCUUGCCGGGGGCGACCGCGACUUGGCGAAAAUUCCUCCUCCGGACGUGUAUUCUCUUCUGGACGUCAGCGGGGGGGAUGAGCAGGAGGCUCGGCCCCUGAUGGGCUUGGCCGUGGUGUCGGACUCGGCAGGGGAGACGUGGCUGGUCGCCUCUCCCGUUGGGGGCGACUGUGUGGUCAUCUCGGUGCGGAGUGAGACGCCCGCCAUGCUGCCGGCACUGCUGCUGCCGGGCCCCGAGGGGGAGGGGGCCGAGACGCCCGCCAUAAGCCCGGAGCUCUUGCAAGGGCCCAAGAAGGGGCUUAUCCCCAAGGCGCCCCGGGGCCCCCCUGUGGCCGCGUCGAGCCACGAGGGGCGGCUGCUGCUGCACGCGCGGGCCAAGGCGCUGCGCGAGGUGUACAUCGAGUACGCGCAUCGCGCCCAUGUCGAGCUCACGGCGCGGGUGGCGCGCCUCGCGGAGAUUGCGCAGGAGCAGCGUGCACAGGCGACGAGAGCGCAGCGAGGCCUGGAGAAGGCGGCCACCACAGCAGACGGCUUCGAGGGCAGGCUGGCGGCAGCAUUGGCCAAGCACGCCGAGCUUGAGCGGCGGCUUCAACGUUACAGCAAGCUGCCAAUCGUUAGCCGGACGCCUUUGACUGCAGCGGAGCGCGCCUACAGAAGCGAGCUGGUGGGCCUGGAGGCGGACCUGCCGCUGCUGGGCGGCACCCUGGCAGAGCUGGCGGAGCGCGCCCAGAAGCUGGCGCGGGCGCGGGGGGCGGGGCCGGCAGGACCGCACCGAACGCCGCCCGUGCCGGACGCCCAGAUGCACCGGCUGAAGCAGGCCGUGGAGCGGUCGACGGGCGUCAUCACGGGCAUGAUGGACAAGGUUCAUCUUCUCGAGGAGAGCGUACACCGAAAAGAACGACAUGUCUUGCGUUGAAGGACGGCUGCAGAAUUGUGCAAAAAAGAACACGGCCUAGGGGACUCGGUGGUUGUGGAUGAGCUGCCAAAAUGUCCUCAUGGGGCGCCUA